Phragmites australis (common reed) is the source of this 2400-nucleotide messenger RNA. Its product is annotated as protein NRT1/ PTR FAMILY 2.13-like. Lineage: Eukaryota; Viridiplantae; Streptophyta; Magnoliopsida; Poales; Poaceae. Gene Ontology annotation, cellular component: plasma membrane. The coding region runs from base 344 to 2152 and encodes 602 amino acids. The record is from RefSeq and is a predicted model, not a curated record. Gene Ontology annotation, molecular function: transmembrane transporter activity. Gene Ontology annotation, biological process: transmembrane transport. The transcript has 4 exons.
CGAAAAAUAACUUAAUUUUGCCUCCACCGAAGUACUGACUAAAGGCCAACACAAAAGAAACUGACCAUUUCAUAUGGACGGCUACAACCAUCUAUCUAAUUCGAGGCUGCUAGCCUUCUCCAAGAUGAGAUAGCUAACGUCAUUUCGUCUCGACCACGUCCAGAGCCGAACGAUCCCAGCCGCCCGUUGCCUCGCACAACAGACGCAGUCCCUCCGUCAUCACUCCAAGCAACAAAACAAAAGGCUAUCGUCCCUCCCUACGCGGCUUAUAAGCGAUGCUGGUGACUAGGAAACACAAAACACCGCCACUGAUUCAGACGCAAGCUGAAGGCUCCGUCCAGAGAUGGCCGCAGAAGAGGAGGGAGACCAGGUGAGGCAGUGCAGCCGUGCAAGUGAGCAAGUGGUGGCCAGGAGGAAGAAGCAGCCGCUUGGGUGGAAGUCCAUGCCCUUCAUCCUAGCAAACGAGACAUUUGAAAAGGCUGCCUCAUUUGGAGUGGCAGCAAACUUGACAACGUACCUCGUAAAACGCUUCAACAUUGGGCAACUGAAGGCAGCAAACAUAACCAACAUCUUCUUCGCCACGCUUAACUUCGCGCCAUUGCUAGGCGCCUUCAUCUCCGAUUCAUACUUGGGAAGGUUCAAAACCUUAGCCUACGGGUGCUUCGCAAGCCUCCUGGGGAUGCUGGGAAUGACUUUGUCUGCGUCACUUCCAGCUCUCAAACCGCCAAUCUGCAACCAAACAUCCCAAUUAGGUGGACAUUGCACUAGUCCAUCAACGCUCCAGAUGAGUGUGCUAUACCUUUCCCUAGGGCUCCUAACUAUCGGUGGUGGAGCGAUCCGGCCCUGCAGCUUGCCGUUUGGAGUAGACCAAUUUGAUAAGACCGAUGAAGAAAGUCGAAAGAGCCUAAACAGCUAUUAUAACUGGUACUAUGGCACAAGUACUGUUGCCCUGGUGUUUUCUACGACUAUUCUCAUCUACAUCCAGAACAUCAGCUGGGCAAUAGGAUUUGGCAUACCCACAUUCUUCAUGUUUCUGGCAAUUAUCAUCUUCUAUGCCGGUACCAGACUCUAUGUCCAUGUACCACCAGAGGGCAGCAUCUUCUCUGGAAUUUUGCAAGUUUUAGUGGCAUCAUUUAAAAAGAGAAGACUCAAGCUUCCAUGUCCACAUGAUAUAAAUCAACAAGAGUUGAUGCUCUACAACUCUCCCACAAGGGGCAACCUUAUUUUCAGACUGCCACUUACUUCGCAAUUCAGGUUUCUGAACAAAGGUGCAAUUAUGAGGGGCGGUGAUAUAAAUGAUGAUGGUUCUGCAAGAAUCCCAUGGAAACUUUGCAGUAUCCAGCAAAUAGAGGAAGUCAAAUGUUUGAUAAGAAUUGUGCCUAUUUUUUUUUCUGGCAUCAUAUGCUUCCUUGCAAUGGCUCAGCAAUUCACUUUUAUAAUAUUGCAAACGUUUACUAUGGACUGUCACCUUGGGCCACACUUCGAAAUUCCAUCAGGCUCUGUUAUAUCCAUAUCACUCAUCGCCCUAAUUGUGUUCAUCCCCAUUUAUGACCGAAUUAUAGUACCUAUUGCUAGACAAUACACAGGGCUGGAAGGUGGAAUUACACUUCUACAGAGACAGGGUGUAGGAUUAGUGGUUUCUACCAUUUCUAUGGUGGUAGCAGGACUUGUUGAAUGUAAAAGAAGGAACUCAGCUUUAUCUAAUGGAGGGAUAUCACCUCUGACAGUCUUGUGGCUUGCACCUCAACUGGUUUUAAUGGGUAUUGCUGAGGCCUUCAAUGCGGUUGGACAAAUAGAAUUCUACAAUACGCAGUUUCCAGAGCAUAUGCAAGCCCUAGCCGGAGCCCUAUUAUUCUCUACUUUAGCUGGAGCAAACUACUUGAGUAUUGGGCUGGUAAACAUCACAAGAAAGGUUACCACCAGACAUGGUCACACAAGCUGGUUAACAGACAAUAUUAACAGUGGGAAACUUGACUACUACUACUAUUUUAUUGCCAUCCUGGGAGUACUGAACCUUUUCUACUUCCUUAUAUGCUCCCACUACUAUCAGUAUAAGGCCAUGUCGCUCCAUGCUGAAGAGUCCAUCCAAAUUCAUGCCAAGGAAGAGGCAGCUGCAGAGAUCAACAUUGAGACAGAUGCACCUAGCAAAUAAAUAUUUCAAGGGUAAUUUCGAUGAUGUGUGUGAUAGUUUAUAUAAAUUAUUGAAGUCUUUUGUAUUUGAGUAGAAGCUAAGGAUGUGUGUAGUAUGUGUUACAUGUAAACACAGGCCAUACAGUAAUUUCUUUACAGACUUUCCUGCAUAUAACAGUUAGAUUACCUGAAGAUUGUGAUAGUAGUUAGGACCAAGGUUCACACAACUAAUCGUAACUAGCCAGUUACAGGAAGUAGUUGGGCAAACCA